Messenger RNA from Owenia fusiformis, 2426 nucleotides. NCBI's taxonomy places the organism in Eukaryota, Metazoa, Annelida, Polychaeta, Sabellida, Oweniidae. The record is from the annotation of a GenBank genome assembly.
GUAUCUCUUCCCUGUGUUGACACGAUACUCAAUGUGCCUUUGACGUUUUAAAGUAUCGAGAGAAGGGUGUCAAUAUCAAGGAAAAAGAACGAAAGUAGGCUACUUAAACAGUUAGAGGAACGAAAAGUUUCAUUUUAAAGGAAACGGGAAAAUAGAAACAGACACAUGGCGGUUCGUUUGUACAUCGUCCUUAUUGUGCAUACGGUGCUUGCAGCAAACAACGACACGGCCCGAACUGCCAAAGGGACCGAAGAGUCCAUUUCAGAGGCCAGCAUAUCAUUGGAAAACGGGACAUCGUUCGGAGUAACAGAAACACCCAAUAUUGUGACGGAUAGGGAGGAACAUAGUACGAUUUCAGCCACCGCGGAAGUGAAUUCAUCAUUGAACAAUAAUGGAACGAAUUGGACAAUGGUUGGAAAUACAACCGAUGUAAUGACAUUGAAUGUUUCAACAAGACGACCUAGUUAUCUUUGGUCAUACUGUAACAAGACCGGGUAUACCCCAUACCAGUUUGACCCAUACUGGAUUUGGGAACUGUUAAUGGUAACUAAGUUGUACCUUAAACUCCCUCUUGCAAUAGUCGGUGUCUGUGGUAACAUCAUCUCCUUUAUCGUACUAAGGAAAGAAAAUCAGAACACCAGCACCUUUUUACUUCAAACCCUUGCGAUUGUUGAUUUGUUUCUAUGCAUUAAUUAUAUGAUUCAUGAGGUGGUCAUGGUUCUAUAUUCCAACUCUUUCGCUUUACUUCCGUAUCGAACACACCCGGUGUAUCAAAACUGGAGACGAAUCGAGCCCAUACUAGAACUAUAUUUAUUGCGCUUUUUUGAAAUAUUAAGUGCAUGGCUUAUAGCUCUGAUAUCCAUCGACCGAUACAUUGCUGUCUGCAAGCCUUUCGCAGCACCUACAUUAAGCACUAUCAAGAGAAUGCGUUUAGCUCUGUGUCUCAUCGCUCUCGUUGUGGCUGUCCUCUGUCUCCCCAGAGUUUUAUCUUUAAAAGUUAUUUCAAUGUGGUUCCCAUGUAGAGACGAAGACUAUUACUAUAUGAAGGGGAAUGAGAUGUGGUACAACGUGGAUUUUCAAUUGUGGUUCGUUACUGUCACUUAUGGUGGUUUGACCCUGGUCUUGCCUAUGGUAAUCGUGGUUGUUGUACAAGGCUUACUCAUACAUCAUCUCCGUUUGGCGAGUAAGAACAGGGCGACAUUGACUGGUGACACCAAAGGAGCGUCGAAAGCAACCACUAAUCUAACGUUAACAUUGGUUGUCAUCGCUAUUGUCUUUUUCUUAUGUAUUACACCUGAAUUUAUGGUCUUUAUAUUAAACGUUUUACAAUUUACCGAUUUGGAACCCGAAGGCUACAAUGUCUAUGGUAAAAUUAUUUGGACUGCCGUUGCUAAUUUGUUUCGGUUUUUUAAUUCAGUCAUCAAUUUCUUCAUUUACUGUCUUGUGAGACAAGGUUUCAGAAAGCAGUUAGUUGGUAUGCUCUGUCCUAAAUGGAGUGCAAAACAAAAGUCGACAAUUGGGCAAACUUCAAGGGACACUAAGUCUACAGAUAUAAAGAUGACAGAUGAAAGUCAAAAGUAUUAAUGGUUUGAAUCAAUUUUGCUCGAAUCUCUCUUCAUAUUACCAUAAGGUGGUAGUGAAACGUAUUAAUGCAGUUAAGAUGUUUGGUCAAUCUACUCAAUUGUCAAAAAAUUCCUGAUCACAAAUGGGCCACCUUAACAAAUUCUUUAAAAAUUGACUUCCGGUUGUAAUAUUGGAGGCAGGUGAACAAUUCGCAGAAGAAUGAUAUUCCCCAAAGUGCUUUGAAAAAGUAUGUAUCUAUGUAUUCAAUAUCUCAGAAAACGUAUAUGUUGUCAUAUAACGUACAUCACUCUGGGCGUAACCGCCAUUAUGUUACUUGUAAUUCCCGCAACAUUCAAAAUUGGACAGUGUUCGAUAUAAGUCGAGUAUUUUUAAUUUCGUGAUCCAUGGACCUAAUGGAGCUACUACAGUUAUAUUAUUGACAUUUAUAACUCGAUUUCAGUCAGUUUCAAAUUACUAGUAAUCAAGAGACAAGGAGCAAAGUAUACUUACCGUUUUACGUAAUCUUUACUUCAUGUCCUUGAACCCCACCCCUUCCCUUUACACCUCUGAUCGAUAUAGCUAUGUACGAAUACAGUUGCUAUUAUACUGCUUACGUUAAACCCAACAUACACCAAUUGGGCACGGUGGGACCUUCAUAGACCUAAUAUACUGCCUGGAACCUAGUAGGACUUCAUUAGAUGUUAAUGUAAUUGUUAAAUUCGUAUAAUGGUCUUCAGUAUGAAUGAAAUCUCCCUUAUUGUCUUUGAUUGUGAUAAUGGUUCCUGAAUGGUUGUUGAGGGGGUUUUGGACAUUGUUUAUUCACAUAUAGAUUGUAGUUUAGGAUACUAUGGGUUUUGGACAAU